UGACCGGGUGCAGUUGCUAAGCUAACUACUGUACCGGCGACAUCGCGUCUUGGUGUUUUAACAGCAGUCAACUUAUUAAUUUACAAAUCUGCAAUAUAGUCACAUUUGUUAGUAUCCACAUCGGAUUUUUGAACCAUUGAGUAUGCAAAGCUAGCGAGUUGUAGACAUAUGUUCCCAGAUUAGCUACCUAGCUAUCUAGUUACAUUGGCUAAUCAGACUACUUUGAUAAUUUUAUAUUUUAUAUUAAGGAGUCUACUUUGAGUAUAGUUUUAGUUUGUAGUUGUCUACAACUAGAGGUCAUAGGAACGAUUGGAAGGGGCCACGUUGUUCAGCUUGUGUCGGUUGACAACUCACGUCCUGCAGCAGUGCAGGUUCUUUAGUGGUGGUGUAGUAGACCUCAAGCGGGCCGGUCACACAUCAGUAGGUAAUCGACAACACCCCUGUAAAACUUGUAGCGGACAUUUGAAGACUGGGCGCCGGGCUCUAUCCGGACAGAGACCUCAUGAAUGGAAAUCGGAACUUCAGGAGUCGUUGGGGCCCAGGCCCUGUUCUCCGUCCCCCGGCGGCCUGGCUAUGGCACCAUGGGCAAGCCCAUCAAGCUGCUGGCCAACUGCUUCCAGGUGGACAUCCCCAAGAUGGACGUCUACCUGUACGAGGUGGACAUCAAGCCUGAGAAGUGUCCCCGCAGGGUCAACAGGGAGGUGGUGGACUCCAUGGUGCAGCACUUCAAGGUCACCAUCUUCGGGGAUCGCAAGCCGGUCUACGACGGGAAGAGGAGCCUCUACACAGCUAACCCCCUGCCUGUAGCUACCGCAGGGGUGGAUCUGGAUGUCACCUUGCCGGGGGAGGGGGGGAAGGAUCGCCCCUUCAAAGUCUCCAUCAAGUUUGUGUCCCUGGUGAGUUGGCACAUGCUGCAUGAGGUCCUGACCGGCCGCAGUGUGGCAGAGCCCCUGGACAUGGACAAGCCUGUCAGCACCAACCCUGUCCAUGCCGUGGAUGUUGUCCUCAGGCACCUGCCCUCCAUGAAGUACACUCCGGUGGGGCGCUCCUUCUUCUCCUCCCCAGAGGGCUACGACCACCCCCUGGGCGGGGGGAGGGAGGUCUGGUUUGGCUUCCACCAGUCCGUGAGGCCGGCCAUGUGGAAGAUGAUGCUCAACAUCGAUGUGUCGGCCACAGCCUUCUACAAGGCCCAGCCCGUCAUCCAGUUCAUGUGUGAGGUCCUGGACAUCCACAACAUCGACGAGCAGCCACGCCCACUCACAGACUCCCACAGGGUCAAGUUCACCAAAGAGAUUAAAGGUCUGAAGGUGGAAGUGACACACUGUGGGACGAUGCGCAGGAAGUACAGAGUGUGCAACGUGACUCGACGUCCGGCCAGCCACCAAACGUUUCCCCUGCAGCUGGAGAGUGGUCAGACAGUAGAGAGGACCGUGGCUCAGUACUUUAAGGAGAAGUACAGCCUGCAGCUGAAAUACCCCCACCUGCCCUGCCUGCAGGUGGGCCAGGAGCAGAAGCACACCUACCUGCCCCUGGAGGUGUGCAACAUUGUUGUGGGCCAGCGCUGUAUCAAGAAGCUGACCGACAACCAGACCUCCACCAUGAUCAAAGCCACGGCUCGCUCUGCCCCCGACAGGCAAGAGGAGAUCAGCAGACUGGUGCGGAGCGCCAACUACGAUGCAGACCCGUUUGUUCAGGAGUUCCAGUUCCGCGUGCGUGAUGAGAUGGCCCAGGUGACCGGGCGCGUGCUGCCCCCCCCCCUGCUGCAGUACGGUGGGCGGGUGAGCUCUGAACACUUUAUGCCCCAGCAGAUGACCCCUGCGAUGUCGUUGCAGAACCGCACUGUGGCCACGCCCAGCCACGGGGUGUGGGACAUGAGGGGGAAGCAGUUCCACACAGGUGUGGAGAUCAAGAUGUGGGCCAUCGCCUGCUUCGCCACGCAGAGACAGUGCAGGGAGGAGAUCCUCAAGGGCUUCACCGACCAGCUGCGUAAGAUCUCCAAGGAUGCUGGGAUGCCCAUCCAGGGCCAGCCCUGCUUCUGUAAGUACGCCCAGGGGGCCGACAGCGUGGAGCCCAUGUUCAGACACCUGAAGAACACCUACUCUGGCCUGCAGCUCAUCAUCGUCAUCCUGCCUGGAAAGACCCCCGUCUACGCGGAGGUGAAGCGUGUGGGAGACACUCUCCUGGGCAUGGCCACCCAGUGUGUCCAGGUGAAGAACGUGGUGAAGACCUCCCCCCAGACCCUCUCCAACCUCUGCCUGAAGAUCAACGUCAAGCUGGGGGGCAUCAACAACAUCCUGCUCCCUCACCAACGACCCUCCGUGUUCCAGCAGCCUGUCAUCUUCCUGGGCGCCGACGUCACCCACCCUCCUGCUGGGGACGGCAAGAAGCCCUCCAUCGCUGCUGUGGUAGGCAGUAUGGAUGCCCACCCCAGCCGGUAUUGUGCCACGGUUCGGGUCCAGAGGCCCAGGCAGGAGGUCAUCCAGGAUCUGGCCUCCAUGGUGAAAGAGCUGCUGAUCCAGUUCUACAAGUCGACCCGCUACAAACCCACCAGGAUCAUCUUCUACAGGGACGGAGUGUCUGAGGGCCAGUUCAGACAGGUGCUGUACUAUGAGCUGCUGGCGAUCCGAGAGGCCUGCAUCAGUCUGGAGAAGGACUACCAGCCCGGCAUCACCUACAUCGUGGUGCAGAAGAGACACCACACCAGGCUGUUCUGUGCCGACCGCAACGAGAGGGUGGGGCGCAGUGGGAACAUCCCAGCCGGCACCACCGUGGACACAGAUAUCACCCACCCCUACGAGUUUGACUUCUACCUCUGCAGUCACGCUGGGAUACAGGGCACCAGUCGCCCCUCCCACUACCACGUCCUCUGGGACGACAACUGCUUCACGGCUGAUGAGUUCCAGCUGCUCACCUACCAGCUGUGCCACACCUACGUACGCUGCACGCGCUCAGUCUCCAUCCCUGCGCCAGCCUACUACGCCCACCUGGUGGCCUUCCGCGCCCGCUACCACCUGGUGGACAAGGAGCACGACAGUGCGGAGGGCAGCCACGUCUCAGGGCAGAGUAACGGGCGUGACCCCCAGGCCCUGGCCAAGGCCGUUCUAAUCCACCAGGACACUCUGAGGACCAUGUACUUCGCCUGAGGAGCUCCAGGCCUCCCUCCCUCCCCCAGCCUGGCUGUCAGAUGUGAAGGACUGACCACUGACGAGGGCAGAGGCUGUCCUGGACUAGUCCAGGAGAACAGCCACGUUAUGCAAUACGAAACCAGCCGAUUGUCUCCAAGCUCUUGCCCCUCCCCUUUUCUUUCUCACAUGCUGCAAUUUAUGCAUUUUAUUUCAUGGGGAAGUCUCUCUGAAACUAGCCCUACGAGCUUGCAAGUCAUUUUUGCGCGCCUUACAGUUGUGACAGCUAUUACUGGUUGUUUUGAGCAUAGAAAAGAAAACUAAAGAUAGCCAGCGCUUGUUUUGGUUGUCCAGGUAACAGCCAUGAAGGCGAUGUCUAUGAGACGGAUGCGUGUUCGUAUUUGCGCGGUUGCCGUGGCAACGCCCUGUUGGUCAAGCGUGAGUUGUUUGCGUUUUUCACCCUUUUUUUAAUGUUUUUUUCUUCUUCAAAUGGUAGGUUUCUUUACAAAAUACUUCCUUUGAGAAGUGUUACUUACUUGCAGUUAUAGCCACAAAUAGUUGUAGCUUAACAGUAUCUAACAAUAUGGUAUAUAACAGUAAUAUAGUCUGAAAGUUCAUGUGGAAAUAUCCACUUUGAGAGGCUGGGAGGCUCUGCCUGCCUCAGGAAGAGGCAGAUCUGCAGAGGAAGAGGCAGAUCUGCAGAGAAAGAGGCAGAUCUGCAGAGGAAGAGUGUAUAUCUGCAGAGGAAGAGGCUGUCUGGUUUAUGACCCGGGCUGCAAAAUGGAUCUCCCUGCUCACAAGUUGAUAUUAGAGAAACUAUUGGGCUACUAGUGAUUUUUAUUACGCCUGCUAUUUGUGAGAUUUUAUUUAACACUUUCUGCAAUCGAGUAGGCCACUGCUUGCUUGGAGUAGUGAAUUGGGCAAGGAACUGAUAAAUGUCAGAAAAUCCUUUGGUUUAAUUGAUGCCGACGGAUAACAGACGAUACUGGGUUCCAGAUUCCUAUAUUUAUUCAAACUCUGGAUUUUGAAGGUAGAAGUAAGGAAUUUCCUGCCUUUUUAUGAAAUAUCAAGUUUUAGUUUAAUUUCUUAAAAUAAUUAUGACAAAGUGCCAGAUUUGCAUGGAAAGGAAACAAAAAAAUGUAGGUUAUUCUAAAAACUUGCUGUAAGGUAAAUCAACAACAGAAUCUCUCUGACACGCUACUGUAACAUGAUGAUGUGAUGUCCUUGAGACGGGGUUGAAGGCAGCGCACAACGACAGCGUUGUCCAUCGGAGUCACGGCGUUUUUAAUGUGAAAUGUUCAUCAGACAGACUGAACAACUGAAGUUGGAGACUUAAUUUAACAAAGCCGUUUUGUCGCUUUAACGAAUUUUGUGUUUUCUGUUUUACUCUUGCCGUGCAGUGCAGUAGACUCCCAAUGAGUUUAGUCACGUUCCUCUAGGACCAAACCAGUGUGCCUCAGGGUCUGGAGAGCGAGAAGGCUUUACAUCUGUCGUCUGUGUGCGUGUGUGUGUGAGGGGGACUGGGGUGUCUCUCUCGGCACCCCCAUACACAGAGGGAGCAUUUAAACAUGCUCUGCUGCGCUAACUGUCAGCCAUGAGUUCUCAAAACCAAACUAGCUGCUAUACAGGACUUUUAUACAUGUAUAUCGUUUUUCUGUGUAGACGGGUAAGAUUUUUUUUAUCAAUUUAAAUUUCAGUCUGUGAGGUUGCAAAAGGUGAAUUGUUUGAAAGGGUGCACUAACUUUUUUUUCUCAACUGUAUUCUAUAUAUGUGUGUGUGUGUGUGUAAUAUAAACAAUGCAUGACACUUCACUGCACUUAUAGAUGACAGGGGUUUUAAGGUGGAACGAAGCCUAUGGUUCUGCAGAGGAGAGAAAUACACGUCUCUCAAGGAAGACAUUGUGAACUUUUCUUUUGGUUUUUAGGCCUUUACAACUAUUUUACAGGACUCCUGCUUUAUCUCCCUGAGGGUACAGUUGAAAAUAAUUGAACCCGUGUGGGCAUUAAUACGGCUAACCCCAAGUUUUGCGCACGUAGAAGUGAAAGUGUUACAACCGAUGUUAGACGUUACCAGCAUUUGAUUUUACUUGAACGGCAAAGAUCAAAUCUGAUGACUUGUGGGCAACUGGGAAUAUGUAGCUAGUUGCUAUCCUGCUUUUUAUGAACAUCUGACAUCUGGACAGCAGGAACUAUUAUGGGUGCUUUCUCUCCACUUCUGUUGCCACGUAACAACGUUUGGAAGCCGUUAGGGGAGGUUAUAGCGUUCAGGGGUGCUGGGUGCUUAGAGACACCUCUGUCCCCGCUUAUGGAGAUGGUUAACGGAUGCAUUUUCACAUGACUAAAGCAUUUUUAAUUCUAAAUGAUGAUACUAUAUUUGUGUAUUUAAUAAUAAAUGUAAUUCACAAACUA
Hypomesus transpacificus is the source of this 5530-nucleotide messenger RNA. Its product is annotated as protein argonaute-3-like. The record is from RefSeq and is a predicted model, not a curated record. NCBI's taxonomy places the organism in Eukaryota, Metazoa, Chordata, Actinopteri, Osmeriformes, Osmeridae. The transcript has 19 exons. Gene Ontology annotation, molecular function: RNA binding; protein binding. Gene Ontology annotation, biological process: regulation of stem cell proliferation; regulatory ncRNA-mediated gene silencing. Bases 507 to 3143 code for a protein of 878 amino acids.